Messenger RNA from Carassius carassius (crucian carp), 2198 nucleotides. RefSeq names its product solute carrier family 16 member 10 (gene slc16a10). Lineage: Eukaryota; Metazoa; Chordata; Actinopteri; Cypriniformes; Cyprinidae. The record is from RefSeq and is a predicted model, not a curated record. Gene Ontology annotation, molecular function: monocarboxylic acid transmembrane transporter activity. The transcript has 6 exons. Gene Ontology annotation, biological process: transmembrane transport. Bases 98 to 1495 code for a protein of 465 amino acids.
GCAACAGCAGCAGUCAUUCAGUGAGUGGGUGAGUAACUCUAGUGAAAGAUCAUCAGCGGGUCUCUCAGCUCUCUCUCCGCAUUCAGACCGGACCAGCAUGACGGAGACUGCGUCAGAGCCAGAGCCCGCUCCAGGUGCCCCGGAGGAGCCAGAGGAGAAGCGGGAGACGGACCCCCCGGAGGGCGGCUGGGGCUGGGUGGUGAUGCUGGCCUCGAUGUGGUGCAACGGGUCGGUGUUCGGUAUCCAGAACGCGUUCGGUAUCCUGUUCGUGUCUCUGCUGAAAGAGUUCGGCUCCGAGACCGACGAUGACCUCCGCUUUAAAACAGCAUGGGUUGGUUCUCUCUCGAUGGGCAUGAUCUUCUUCUGCUCACCAAUCGUCAGUGUGUUCACCGAUCUGCUCGGCUGCCGGAUUACAGCAGUUGGAGGGGCAGCGGUGGCAUGUGUGGGACUUCUGGCCAGUUCCUUUGUCACGUCUCUUGGGCCAAUGUACUUCACAUAUGGCAUCGUCUUUGCAUGUGGCUGCAGCUUUGCAUAUCAGCCAAGUCUGGUUAUCCUGGGUCACUAUUUCAAGCGGAGGCUGGGUCUGGUGAAUGGCAUUGUGACAGCGGGCAGCAGCGUGUUCACCAUCACGCUCCCAUACAUCCUGACCGGCCUGCUGAAGCGUGUGGGAUUUGCAUACACCCUGCGUUUUCUGAGCAUCUUCAUGUUCGUGCUCAUGCUGGCAGGACUCACCUACAAACCCCUGCUGCCCAAACCUGUAAGCAGCAGCAAGUCGGGCAGCCGCUGUCCCUCGCUCAAGAGGGUGUUUAACGUGCACAUCUGGAGGUCUCUGGGAUACCGCAUAUGGGCCUUUGGGAUCCCUGCAGCCCUGUACGGAUACUUUGUGCCUUAUGUUCAUCUGAUGAAGCAUGUGGAGGAGCGCUUCGGUGCAGACGCUAAUAAAGAGGUUCUGCUCACCUGUAUCGGCAUCACGUCUGGAGUGGGUCGUCUGAUCUUCGGGAGAGUGGCCGACUACGUCCCUGGAGUCAACAAAGUCUUCCUGCAGGUGUCCUCGUUCCUGGUGAUCGGGCUGAUGUCCAUGAUGAUUCCUCUGUGUCAUGUGUUCGGUGGACUCAUCGCUGUGUGUCUGCUCAUGGGUCUCUUCGACGGCUGCUUCAUCUGCAUCAUGGCUCCCAUCGCGUUCGAGCUGGUGGGCUCCCAGAACGUGUCGCAGGCCAUCGGCUUCCUCCUGGGCAUGAUGUCCGUCCCCAUGACUGUCGGGCCCCCCAUCGCAGGGUUCCUCAGAGACCGUCUGGGCAGCUAUGACAUGGCCUUUUACCUGGCAGGCAUUCCUCCGAUCAUCGGCGGGGCCGUGCUGUGCCUGAUCCCGUGGGUGGAGGCGCAGAGGAGGAGGAAAGAGGCGCAGCCGGCGGCCGAAGCCACCGAGAAGAUGCUGGAGAGCAAGAACGGCGCACAGGUCAAGGUGAAGCCUGAAGAGCCCGAGUCCGUCAUCUGAGAGCGUUUACAGUGGACAGACAGAUGUGUGUGUGUGUGUGUGUGUGUGUGUGGAGAGACUCCGUGUGAUUAUCUUUCCCUGCAGGAACAUGCAGACCGGGCAUAAAACAGUGCUUCUCCACCUAUGUGAUUUAUGAGCUAUGCAUCUCUCAGAAAGUUUCCUUGAAUAUUUUUGUACUGAGCUUCUAAAAGGGAAGUGAAAGUUAGACAAUCAUCGGUUAAGAAGGGAAGAUGUUUGCUGGUGCUGUGAUGGGUGUGAGCCCUGAAAGAAGAAUCAAGGGAUUUUAUUUUAACACACUUUUCCUUUACUCUUAUAAUCUAGCUAUGCAUUAUUUUAUGUCAGACUACAUGAACAGCUCAUAUAUUGUGUUGAAGGAAACUUCAGCCGUGCCAUAUGUAAUCGUUUCCCCCAGAGCUUGGAAGACUCGAAAGAGGUUUUUGCGAAGUCACACUUCCGCCGUGAGUGUUUAUUAGAGGAAUCAUCACUGCAUGACAACAGUGUUUUUAUAUGCAAGUAUCUAAGAGGUUUAUUUUCACUGAGAAAUAACAGUUGAGGAGACAGAGAGCAAAUAGACAUGAUUACACAAGCAGAUGUUUUAUGAUGCCGUCCCAGUGUUCUCGGUAAAGCUUUGCUUUGUUUUUGUACUGAGCGUUGUGUUUUAUGUUCGAGGAACACUGCUCUGGAACGUUUGCAGGAUGGUUUC